This is a messenger RNA of Melopsittacus undulatus (budgerigar), 7372 nucleotides long. RefSeq names its product cytoplasmic linker associated protein 2 (gene CLASP2). The record is from RefSeq and is a predicted model, not a curated record. Gene Ontology annotation, biological process: establishment of mitotic spindle localization; mitotic spindle assembly. Bases 657 to 5216 code for a protein of 1519 amino acids. Gene Ontology annotation, cellular component: basal cortex; mitotic spindle; spindle microtubule. Gene Ontology annotation, molecular function: microtubule binding. Lineage: Eukaryota; Metazoa; Chordata; Aves; Psittaciformes; Psittaculidae. The transcript is spliced from 40 exons.
CUCGGUAGGCGCUGAGGGGAAAGCGGAGCCGGGACCCUCCGUGGAGAAGUUUGGAAGCUGCCCCGCGGGCGAUCAGGGGGAGGAGCGGCCGCAGACCUCGGCGUCGGGAGCAUGAGCGGUCCGCCCCGGCCUCGCCAUUGCUGCUGCGCCCGCAGGAGGACAGGCCGGUGCCCGCGGCCCUGAGGGGGAUCGCUCCGCCGCGCCGGAGACUGCUCCCGUAGGACCCCGCAGCCCGUGGCUGCCCGCCCUUCUCUGAGGCGGCUCUGAGCCCUCUCCGCCCCUCAGGGCGAGACUGGACCAUUGCGGUCGGGUUCCUCGGAAGAGGAGGGGCGGCGGCCAGGAGCCCUCCGGGAUCCGCUUGGGACGACGCGGAGGCGGCUGGAAAGCCCCUCGCCUGAGGCGGCCGUUCCCACCGGCCCUCACCUCAGCUUCCCCCCGGCCCUCACCUCAGCUUCCCCCCGCGGGCGGAGCCGCAUGGGGGCGGUGGGAGCGGGGCCGGGGCGCAGCGGGCGAGGGGAGGCCCCGUGAGGGCAGCGGCCCUGCCGGCACCGCCGCGCGCGUCCCGUCCCCUCCCCGCCCUGCCCGGGCCCAGCUCCCGGCUCUGACGCCGGGCGGCUCCUCUCGUCUCCGAAGGAACUUUGCCGUGUGGGGCGAGGAUGGAUCCGGGCGGUCUGGAGUACUUCUGCGAGCAGGUACAGCAGAAGGACGUGGCCCGUAGGAUGCAGGUCGGGCAGGAGCUGCUGGAGUACCUGAACGACCCGGCGCGGUGCUCCGAGGUGGAGCAGGACCUGCAGCGCUUGGACAAGGUGAUCGACGAACUGACCGCAUGGGUCAACUCCAGCAACUUCAGGGUAGCACUACUGGGAUUAGAUGUUUUAGGUGCCUUUGUCAGCAGAUUAUCGGGACGCUUUAAUUCCUAUCUAGGAACUGUUCUCUUGCCUUUGAUCGAUCGCAUGGGAGAUGCCAAAGACCAAGUUCGGGAGCAAGCACAGAAUCUCAUAUUGAAAUUGAUGGACGAAGUAGCACCACCCAUGCACAUUUGGGAGCGCCUUGCUGUUGGUUUUAAACACAGGAACUACCGAUCCCGAGAAGGAGUGUGUUUGUGUCUUGUUGCUACCUUAAACAUUUACGGUGCACAAACAUUAACUCUCAGCAAGUUGGUACCACAUCUGUGUACAGCGCUUGGUGACUCCAAUAGUCAGGUGAGAGAUGCUGCCAUACUAGCCAUUGUAGAGGUUUAUCGGCAUGUGGGAGAGAAAGUACGACUAGAUCUUACGAAGAGAGGAAUUCCUCCUGGAAGGUUGCAAACAAUCUUUGCAAAAUUUGAUGAAGUAAGAAACUCUGGAAAUAUGAGUGUAAAUAGCAUCAGUGACAAAAGCUUCGAUGAUGAAGAGUCAGUGGAUGGAAAUAGGCCAUCAUCAGCUGCUUCAGCCUUCAAGGUUCCAGCACUUAAAAAGCCAGGAAAUCCUUCGAAUAGUGCACGGAAGCCAGGAUCAGCUGGUGGGCCUAAGGUUGGAGGUUCCUCGAAAGAAGGAGGAGCUGGAGCUGUGGAUGAAGAUGAUUUUAUUAAGGCAUUUACAGAUGUUCCUUCUGUACAGAUCUAUUCUAGUCGAGAACUUGAAGAAACAUUGAACAAAAUCAGGGAAAUUCUCUCGGAUGACAAGCAUGAUUGGGAUCAACGAACUAAUGCGCUGAAGAAAGUUCGGUCGUUGCUUCUUGCUGGAGCUGCACAGUAUGAUGGAUUUUUCCAGCAUUUACGUUUGUUGGAUGGUGCUUUCAAGCUGUCGGCCAAGGACCUGAGAUCCCAGGUGGUUAGAGAAGCCUGCAUUACUGUAGCCCACCUUUCAACUGUUUUGGGAAACAAAUUUGAUCAUGGGGCUGAAGCUAUUGUGCCUACUCUUUUUAACCUGGUUCCCAACAGCGCCAAAGUGAUGGCAACUUCUGGGUGUGCAGCCAUUAGAUUCAUUAUUCGGCAUACUCACGUGCCACGACUCAUACCUUUAAUAACAAGCAACUGUACCUCAAAAUCGGUUGCAGUUAGAAGGCGCUCCUUUGAAUUUCUAGACCUGUUGUUACAAGAGUGGCAGACACAUUCAUUGGAAAGGCACGCAGCUGUGUUGGUUGAAACGAUCAAGAAGGGCAUUCAUGAUGCUGAUGCAGAAGCAAGAGUGGAGGCAAGAAAGGCUUAUCUGGGUCUUAGAAAUCACUUUCCUAGUGAAGCAGAGACUCUGUACAAUUCUCUUGAGCCACCCUAUCAAAGAAGCCUCCAGACCUACCUGAAGAAUUCUGGCAGUAUUGCAUCUCUCCCUCAGUCAGACAGGUCAUCCUCCAGCUCACAGGAGAGCCUCAAUCGGCCUCUAUCUUCGAAAUGGUCUGCAGCCAACGCAGCAAGCCUGGCAGGCAGAGCUUCAGGCAGCAGCAAGAGCACUGCUGGCCCGGGUGCGCUGCAGAGGUCUCGCAGUGACAUAGAUGUCAACGCUGCUGCAGGUGCCAAGGCACGCCAUGCUGCUGGGCAGCCCACUGGAGCUGGGCGCCUCUUGGCAGCUGGGCUGCCCCCAGGCUCCUAUGCAUCCCUAGAGGAUACUUCUGACAAGAUGGAUGGAACAGCUUCUGAAGAUGGUCGUGUACGAACAAAGCUUUCAACACCUUCUGUUGGCAUUGGCAAUUCUAAAACAGAUUCAAGAGGACGGAGUAGAACCAAAAUGGUGUCACAGUCUCAGCCUGGCAGUAGAUCUGGGUCUCCUGGAAGAGUUUUGACAACAACCACGCUUUCCACUAUGAACACAGGAGUUCAGAGGGUGUUAGUGAAUCCUGCAUCUGCACAAAAACGGAGCAAAAUCCCACGAAGUCAGGGGUGCAGUAGAGAAGCAAGUCCUUCCAGACUGUCAGUAGCACGAGGCAGCCGCAUUCCUCGCCCUAGUGUGAGUCAGGGGUGCAGUCGGGAGGCCAGCCGUGAAAGUAGCAGGGACACGAGCCCUGUCCGCUCUUUCCCACCCCUGGCAGGUUCCAGCUUUGGAAUUAGUCAGUCGAGUCGAUUGUCGUCAUCAGUUAGUGCUAUGCGAGUUCUGAACACGGGUUCUGAUGUGGAAGAGGCAGUAGCAGAUGCUCUGAAGAAGCCUGUGCGAAGAAGAUACGAGACUUACGGGAUGUACUCGGAUGAUGAUGCCAACAGUGAUGCAUCAAGUGCCUGUUCAGAAAGGUCCUAUAGCUCUAGGAAUGGGAGCAUACCAACAUACAUGAGACAGACAGAAGAUGUGGCUGAAGUCCUGAAUCGCUGUGCCAGCUCCAACUGGUCAGAGAGAAAAGAAGGCCUUCUAGGCCUGCAAAACUUGUUAAAGAACCAGAGAACUUUAAGUCGUGUUGAGUUGAAAAGAUUGUGUGAAAUCUUCACAAGGAUGUUUGCUGAUCCUCACAGUAAGAGAGUGUUCAGUAUGUUUUUGGAGACGCUGGUGGACUUCAUCCAGGUCCAUAAAGAAGAUCUGCAGGACUGGUUGUUCGUGCUGCUGACACAGCUGUUGAAAAAGAUGGGUGCUGAUUUGCUUGGCUCUGUGCAAGCAAAAGUUCAGAAGGCACUCGAUGUCACAAGGGAAUCUUUUCCAAAUGACCUCCAGUUCAGUAUUUUGAUGAGAUUUACUGUUGACCAGACCCAAACACCUAGCCUGAAGACAGUCAAGCCAGCACUGCAGGACCAGCUUCGCUCUUUUUGGAGCUCAAAGGUUAAAGUUGCAAUCCUUAAAUACAUAGAGACUCUUGCACAACAGAUGGAUCCGGGAGAUUUUGUAAACUCAAGUGAAACUAGGUUAGCAGUGUCUCGAAUCAUCACCUGGACCACAGAACCUAAAAGCUCAGAUGUUAGGAAGGCUGCACAGUCAGUGCUGAUCUCUCUUUUUGAACUCAACACUCCAGAAUUUACAAUGCUGUUGGGUGCUUUACCAAAAACAUUUCAGGAUGGAGCCACAAAGCUUCUCCAUAAUCAUCUCCGGAAUACAGGCAACAGUGGUCAGGGAUCAAUGGGAAGUCCUUUAACAAGACCUACUCCACGCUCCCCAGCAAGCUGGUCAAGUCCUCUCACAUCCCCAACCAAUACAUCACAGAACACCUUGUCACCAAGUGCAUUUGAUUAUGACACUGAAAACAUGAAUUCUGAAGAUAUUUACAGCUCUCUUCGUGGAGUCACUGAAGCCAUUCAGAAUUUCAGCUUCCGUAGUCAGGAAGAUAUGAACGAGCCUGUAAAAAGGGAGUCCAAAAAAGACGAUGGUGACUCGAUUUGCAGUGCUUCGGGAAUAGCAGGAGGUGGUGGGAGUGACACCGGCCGAACAGCUCUGGAUAACAAAACCUCCUUACUCAACACGAUGCCUCCCCACUCCUCCCCACGCUCACGAGAGUAUAACCCAUACAAUUAUUCAGAUGGUAUCAGUUCAUUUAAUAAAUCUGCUUUGAAAGAAGCCAUGUUUGAUGAUGAUGCAGAGCAGUUCCCUGAUGAGCCUCCUAUGGACCAUUCUGACCUGGUUGCAGAGUUACUGAAAGAGUUAUCAAACCAUAAUGAGAGAGUUGAGGAAAGAAAGGCUGCCCUGUAUGAGCUCAUGAAGUUAACUCAGGAAGAGUCCUUCGGUGUUUGGGAUGAGCACUUCAAAACCAUUCUACUUUUGCUGCUUGAAACACUUGGAGAUAAGGAGCAUGCAAUUAGAGCUCUGGCAUUGAAAGUUCUAAGGGAAAUUCUAAGAAACCAGCCAGCAAGGUUUAAGAAUUAUGCAGAGCUCACCAUCAUGAAGACAUUAGAAGCACAUAAGGAUCCUCAUAAGGAGGUGGUGAGAUCUGCUGAAGAAGCUGCUUCCAUGCUGGCCACUUCCAUUAGCCCAGAUCAGUGCAUCAAAGUUCUCUGUCCGAUUAUCCAAACUGCAGAUUACCCCAUUAAUCUGGCUGCAAUCAAAAUGCAGACAAAAGUUAUAGAAAGAGUAUCUAAAGAAACCCUUACUCAGCUUUUACCAGAGAUUGUGCCAGGUCUAAUACAGGGUUAUGAUAAUUCAGAGAGCAGCGUUCGUAAGGCAUGUGUUUUCUGCCUUGUAGCCAUUCAUGCAGUAAUUGGCGAUGAACUAAAACCACAUCUCAGUCAACUCACUGGCAGUAAAAUGAAAUUAUUGAACCUUUACAUCAAACGUGCACAAACAGGCUCUGGACCAGGGGAUGCCACUGCAGAUAUGGCUGGACAAAGCUAAUGAAGCUGACAAGAGUCACCCAGGUCUCCUAAAGCAAGGGCACGGCCCUCUGCCGUGAAAGGAAAAUUCUUGCAUACAACUUCUGGAACUUUUUUCUUGGGUUUUUUUCCCUUUUUUUUCUUUUUUUUUUCCUUUUUUUUCUUUCUUUUUGUUUUGUUUUAUUUAACCCAUGGCUGCCCUCAGCCUGCAUGUGACUGUUGCAAUAGAAUUACUCCAGAUCCAAGGAAAAACAGUAUUAACAUCAGUUGAUCAAAGCAGAAUAAAAUCUAACAUUAUCUAAUCCAUCAGCUAUCCUGUUCACAAUCCUCCGUGUCUUCCCAUUAACUUUUGCCAGUGUUACUGUAUGAAAAAAGAGGUUUUUUUAAAUGCUAAUUAAAAAGUAUGCUUUAAGCUUCAGAAGUUAAACUCUAAGUUCUGUUGCUUGUUGCAGAUAACAUUACUUUUUUAUUGCUCUUUUGAGUAUCAUGUCCUUCACUAGAAACAAGAAGUGAUGUGAAACAAGGCUGAACUAGUCUGAACUGCAGUGAGACUCGUUCACUGUGGUGGUGGUUCAUCAUUAUCUACAGCUUGUUUGGGGUAUUCUGGAGAUUGAGAAAUAUGCCUAUAACAAAAAGCUGGAUUGAUCCAGUUCUGUAAAAGUGAUAUUGUUCAUUGGUUGUAUGUUUGUUGCAUAAAUAAGAAUUUAGUGUGCACAGCCCAGGACUGGUACAACCAGUACCUCUUCCUGUGGGAGACAGCCCUUUCAGGGUAGCAUUGCUGACCUGGUGAUAGUGUGGCAGUCUGCUUUGUUGCAGCAGAGUUAAUGGUCACUUGAUGGACGUGAACCAUCCUUGUCACCUUUCGUUCUUCAAGCAGGAUGCUUCAGAAUGGAGUGCUCUGCCCAAGCAUGCUCAGUAUGUAUUUAUCUUUAUCACUAGAAUGUUUCCUCUCAACCUAAUUGCUGGAACAAGUAGUCUUGUAUUGUAACUCACAUGGGAUUUUAUGACAACAGUGCAGAAAACUAUUUAUUCGUUACCUUCCUAAAAGCACCAAGAUUUUCUGCAUUGAAUUUAAAGGUGGGGGAGGGAGGGGAAUAGUCACAACUGCUAUGGACCUUGCCACCUUUUAAUUAAAGAUAAAAAUAUAUAUAUUUUGGAUGAGUUGGGAAAGCUGCACCAAAUUACUUGCAUGGUUUUCUUGAAUAGCAUCCUCAAGACCCAUCUGGAUUAAGGUGUGGAAAUGGUUCCAGGGUUUGUUUUUCCAUUUUUGAAAAAGAGUUAGUUUAUUGUGAAUAAUGGUUCUUUGUAUUUAUGAACUUGAUAAUGGAAAGAGAGCAAAGAUCAAGUAAAUGUGUUCCUAAAUGUUGUCUUUUUCUUUUUUCCUUUCCUUUUUCUUUGUUUUUUUUUCCUUUUUUUUUUGGUUUUGGACAUAAGCAGCAAGCUGAUAACUAAGAAUUGGGGUGGAACUGCCCUUCCCAGGAAUGGGGGAACCUUAUUUUUCCCUGAUUUCUUUUCCCUGUGACUGUGAUGAUGUCUAGUUGUAGGAACUGUAUCCUGAUAAGAGAGAAAAUAGUGGUGCCAAGGAUGAUGAUCUGUGCUAGGCUAAAAUUCUCUCUACCUCUUCAGGGUGACUAAUUCUUGACCGAGCUGCUGCAUAUAGCACCCAGUGGGAGAACUAUCUACAGAAAAUCUUUAUUUUCUUUUUUUUUUCCCCCAAAUUAUCACUUUAUGUGUAUUCAAAACUCUAUUCUUCAGCAUUGCAGCCAAAUAUCAUAAGAAACUCCUUAUACACUUUACUUGCUAGGAACUGAAAAGCAAAAGUGAGUAACAGAUGCUUGUAGUUACAUGAAAGGUUGUUUUCACUUUAGUUUGAAGUGAAUGCACUAGAAAGAGGUAAGAUGUGGUUGUUAAAGAAGCAAUGCCAUUGCAGAGAUUUAUCUGGAGGAAAAGUUGUAGAAAUAUAUGUAAAGACUUAAAACCAAGACUGUCCUAACUCGCCACUCGCCCUUUUUAGCAGCUACAUCAAGAAAAUACUAUCUCCUCUUUCUUUCCUUUGUAUGUGUAACAUCCUUGUUGUUUUCUACUGUUUAAUUACAUUGUGUAUUUAUAGUUCUAUGCUUACCAUUGUGCAUAUACUGGCAAUAAAAUGUACAUAACAUUACUUAAAAAAUUAGCAAU